Messenger RNA from Penicillium soppii, 2061 nucleotides. RefSeq names its product Zn(II)2Cys6 transcription factor. The record is from RefSeq and is a predicted model, not a curated record. Lineage: Eukaryota; Fungi; Ascomycota; Eurotiomycetes; Eurotiales; Aspergillaceae. Gene Ontology annotation, biological process: DNA-templated transcription; regulation of DNA-templated transcription. The coding region runs from base 1 to 2061 and encodes 686 amino acids. Gene Ontology annotation, molecular function: zinc ion binding; DNA-binding transcription factor activity, RNA polymerase II-specific; DNA binding. The transcript has 5 exons.
AUGGACCAAGAAAAUGGAUCCUACGCAGCGACUGUUCCUCGCAUGCGAAUUGGUGUUGCUUGUGAAAUGUGUAGAGUGCGCAAGGUAAAGUGCAAUGGGCAACAACCUUGUCCAAACUGCUGGCAGCAUGGAAUAUCUUGUGUUUAUCGCGCCGGGCCACCGCGAGCGUCUCGUCGAAGAAAGCCUGUAACGCCUUCGCAUGAUCUACGCCUGCGCACCAAACUUCCGACAGAACCAACCGAAUCAGCAACUCCACAUCGGUCGGGGUAUUAUCCAGCUCGAAUCAAGAGACAAAUGGAUUUGCGUGCUGGUAUAGGUGUAUCUAACUCCAGGACAGGCUCAUUUCAGUUCUAUGGGCCAUCGUCCCAUUUCAACUUCAUUCAGCGUGUUUAUCAGAAAAUCUAUCGAACAACACACCAGACACCCAAUGACCAGCACAACAACACAAUACCCGAUGGCUUACAACGAUGGGGCUUGGAGUCUUUUAUCUUUUCCCCGAAACUCGAUGGGAGCUGCUCACAUAUUCUCUCAGGGCAAACUUUUAUAAACAAAGAUCGGGGAGAUGCAUUCUUGAACUCGUAUUUUAGAAUCAUCCACCCUCUAAUGCCGAUCCUUUGCCGUUCCGAUACCAUGGCCAGCUGGGAGUCCCUUUGGGAGAGCCCUGGCUGUCGAAGGGAUAACACCUCAAGGGAAAUCGUGUUCAUGGUAUUAAGUCUAGGUGCUCGAGUUUCGCAGCCAACCAUCCACGAGACACCAGAAAUAUUGGAAAAGUGGUCUGAAUAUUUCUCUUCGCAGACAAAUGACUUCGCGAUGACAUUCCAAGAACCUAGCUUUAAAGUUAUCCAAUUUUUGAUGCUCAAGGCCAUGGAUGGGCUACAGGCAAUGCGUCCCAAUGAUUCCUAUCUCCUUCUAGGACACGCCGCUCGUGUCGCGCUUGCCAUAGGAAUCAAUAGGAGCCAAGUGGCAAAUGGAAAUAGUCUCAACAUGCAUCGUCUACGUGUCGCCUUUUGGGUGAUCUACACAAAUGAACGGAUGUCGGCCCUAUACACUGGUCGUCCAUCGGGUCUGGUAGAUGAUCACAUUGACGUUGCAUACCCUGAGGAUCUUCCCGGUAUCCCGCACUCAAGCUCAAUUUUGGAUGUUGACACUUCUCAUCCCGAGAAAGAGUGUGCCUGGAUUCGAUCCAUGGCCCAGAUAGGGCGACUGGCUGAAAGAGUAGCCAAAGCUGUGUACUCUUCAGCAAGCGCCAAAUCAUGGGAAGAUCUCCUGAAUGUGAAACGCGAAACCCUGCAAUGUGACUUGAUACUCGAUGGAAUCGCACAAUGUCUGCCUGAGUAUCUGAAUUUCUUUGAUGAAACAAGUAUGAACUAUAAUAUGAUACGGAUGAUAAUGCAUCGGCCAGCGCUUGUCUUUUCUAGCUUUUUUGCAUCCAAAAAAGAGGCCAAGGAAGAUGUUGCCGAUAUCAUGAGAAUCGAGGAAUCUAUCGGAGCUUCUGUUAGCGCGGCAAAAGAAAUCAUUACGAUAUGCAGCGAUUGCAUGUUCAAUCGGUUCCCUGGCAUACGGAAUGAUACUUCUGUGGCCGCAUUUCUGAUUGCGGCCUGCGUGACCGUGCUCUAUGAUGUCCUUGGCCAUAAUACCGACCCCGAUUAUAGCAAGGGCAUAUUUGGUUAUGUCAAUCAAGGAAUCCAUUGUCUUGACCAGAUGGAACAUGUUGGUCCCACAACGGGAAAAGCUCUCAGCAUCGAUGUCAUGAAAUGCGCAAAAGAUGCACUUAGUGCUACAGAUGAGCUACUCCAAUUCGGAGAUUUGUUGAAUGAGUUUCCUUGGCUUAAAAACCUAUCAAAGCCCCUUUUCAACGGCAAUCAAGACUUGAAAACCCCAAGAAUCGUUUCAUCCUCCAGUGAACAACCGACUACUAGUCUGACCAAUCCUUCCGUCAUGAAUAUAUCAGACGCCUUGUUUCUUGAGGCAGACCCGUUUUCUUGUGACAUUGAUCUGAACUAUACCUCUCACUGGCUUGAUGGUGGUCUUGCCGAGUUUGAUCCCAUGAAUCCUCUGUAA